ACCGUCCCCACGGGCCAUGGAGCUGGCGAGCUCACGGCUGCCGAUCUCACAGCUUCUGCUCGCUAUAAGCCUCUCCACGACAGACUCCUCUUGGGUUCCUCCGCUACCAACGCGAACCGCCGUGGUCUCGCAUCGCCGCUGCGCCGCGCCGGCAGCGGCCGACAGCGGCAACAUCUCCUCCGCGCCUCGUGGUGGCCUCCGGGGCCUCGGCGGCGCGUUGCGCGGUGCGGCGCGCAGUCGCAGCGGCGCCACCUCCGGCCGAGGCGGCCGGAUAGCGGUCGCCGGCGGGCUGCUCGCCGCGCUCGGGCUCGGCGGCGGCGCCGUCGCCGCCCGCCGGGCCUCACGUCCGCUGCCGGUGGUGCUGGUGCACGGCAUCCUCGACUGCUCGGAGAACAUGUACCAGGUCGAGGCGUGGGUGCGCGCCUCGCUAGGCCGCGGCGGCCACGUCCUCAACGUCGAGAUUGGCAACGGCGUCGUCGACUCGAUAGCGCGGCCGAUGGACUGGCAGCUGCAGGAGCUGGCGGCGGCGAUCCGGGCCGACCCGGCGCUGGCGGAGGGGUUCAACAUGAUUGGGUACUCGCAGGGCGCGCUCCUCGCUCGCGGCUACGUGCAGCGGUACAACUUGCCGCGCGUCUCGACGCUCGUCAGCUGGGUGGGGCCGCAGGCGGGCCAGUUCGGUGUGCCUGCGUGGGACGAGAUGAUCGGCCACAUCAACAAGAUCACCUCCGCGAUGUGGUAUACGCCCGCCAUCCAGGAGCGAGCCCCUCCCGUGCUCGUCUCCUCCACCAUCGACUCGAUCAUCGUCCCGCGCGAGUCGCAGUGGUUUGGCUUCUUCGCGCCAAACUCGACCUCGCGCAUCGUGCCGCUCCGCCGCUCGCCGCUCUGGACCGAGGACUGGAUCGGACUGCGGCGGCUCGACGCGGCGCGCAGGCUCCACUUUGCGUCGUGCGCGUGCCACCACCGAGAGGCGUGGGACCGUUUCACCAGCAGCCACUUGCAGCGCCGCCGGCCCGCUCGCCGCCGUCAAGUGCUGGCUGGGCGGCGCGACCGGAGGCGCGUCGGGCGUCGGCGAUGA
Emiliania huxleyi CCMP1516 is the source of this 1075-nucleotide messenger RNA. RefSeq lists its product as hypothetical. The transcript has 5 exons. Gene Ontology annotation, molecular function: thiolester hydrolase activity. Lineage: Eukaryota; Haptophyta; Isochrysidales; Noelaerhabdaceae. Gene Ontology annotation, cellular component: lysosome. The record is from RefSeq and is a predicted model, not a curated record. Bases 17 to 1075 code for a protein of 352 amino acids.